AGAGAAUACCGCAGCACAGUAAAGGAGAAGCCGAUGACCAGAGGCUUUGGAAGUAGAAGAGAGACAUGGAAGUAGAGGCAACUGAGUAGAGUCCGAGUAGUCGCACCAACUGAGUAGAAAGAGUACUAGAGGACUACCUGCUGAGAACAAAGGAUUUUUAUGACUUUUCCAGAAAAACUAGACUGCCAAACAAGGAAAAGAAAUCCGCAGAGUGGGACGCAAAUCGCGAAUCAAAACGACACCUUACCAUAUUUGAAAACACAAAGCUGCUAUUUUUAG
Messenger RNA from Amoebophrya sp. A25, 279 nucleotides. The record is from the annotation of a GenBank genome assembly. NCBI's taxonomy places the organism in Eukaryota, Dinophyceae, Syndiniales, Amoebophryaceae.